This is a messenger RNA of Dinoponera quadriceps, 2497 nucleotides long. RefSeq lists its product as uncharacterized. The transcript has 6 exons. NCBI's taxonomy places the organism in Eukaryota, Metazoa, Arthropoda, Insecta, Hymenoptera, Formicidae. Bases 268 to 1863 code for a protein of 531 amino acids. The record is from RefSeq and is a predicted model, not a curated record.
CGUUUUAGCUGCGUUGUUGAAAUAAGUAUAGCUUGUCUUGCUUGAACUUUUGCAUCAGUUCAGCAACGUAGCUGAAAAGAACAGACUAAUGGACUUUGAUAAUGUCCACAAAUAAAUAAUCUCGCGUAGUUGAAUUAUGUUAUGUAUAUAACAUGUAUAUAAAUAAAAAUUCGUAUGAUACGAACGAUCGAUGUUAAUUGUAAGAUAAACAAAUGUAUUGUAUUGCUGCAUGAUCGUGCUUUCUAACAGAACGAUACAGCCGAGAAGAUGAGAUACAUUAAAACAGUGUCGUUUAAAAUGGAGAUGUUGAAGAAAGAUACAUUUCAGAAGAUUCUGAUAAAAAAUCUAGGCCUGAAUUCUGACGAGGUCAAACUGAUUGUCGAUAUGAACAACACAACAUCAUAUGCUAAACAUCGGUUAAUAAAUAACUGUUUACUAUGCCAGAGGUACAAGGUCGAUGUGAGACCAUUCAGAAACCUCCAGUAUUGCCUGGGGUUACUUCCUCAUACGCUAGAGCACAGGAUCAAUAUACUAAAAGAUAUAGGAGUGCAAAACUUGAGUGUGACUCUGAUAAGCAAAAUCAUGAGUUACUUAAACAAACCUGUGCUUAAAUUUAAAUUGAUAGCCAGUGUCCCAAUGCAACAAGACAUAAAGAAGAAUAUAUUCAGCAAACUCCACGAGUCUCCGAUGGAUAAGUCCCAGUUAGAAUCGUUGCACAAUCUAAUGAAGGUCAAAGAAUAUUACAAAAAGUGUUUCCUGUCCUGCAAAACUGAUAUAUUUAAUUUGCCUGGCCUAGACGAUGAGAUAUUGUUGAACACCGGUGUGAAACAUAAAAGUAUAAGCAUGAUUGCGGAGACAUUGAAAGUGCUCAGGCUUGAUCUCGGCUGUAACAAUGAAUAUAUAUACAAGAAUCCCAAGAUCCUUAUUGCUUCUGCGCAGAAUGUGAGAUCACUGUUGAGCGGCUUCAGGGACACAGGUCUCGUUGGGAUGUCGAUCGAGGAAGCUCUGAAGAAGCAUCCUUUCUUGUUGUUGGAAGACGCGAACAACAUGAAGCAGUUGCUACAGUCGUUCGAACGCUAUGACAUACCGGAAGAAUAUGCGCGUAGAUUCAUGAAUAUCUUCACUUUGGGCAAUGAAUUCUUCGUCGAACGAAUGGGACUGAUAAUGAAACAUCCGGACUUACAUCUGUGGUACAAGUAUCCGCGAAUCUUGCAAAUGGUCUUCCAUACAAAUAUGGCCAUGGAACGUGCGGAAUACCUUCGUUAUGUGAAUCGCAUCAAGUGGGCGCGCGCUCACACGAUCUUGUCGCAAAAGAAGUUAAUGGAUCGAUUUAUUCAAUACGGUGCCAGCACCCUUAUGUCGCCGAAGCCUCUACGGUAUCUGCUCAAUAAUAAAUUGAAACUUCAGCCGAAGAACGUCGAUCUCUUCAAGAAAUUGAAGAGGCAUCCGCAUUGGAAAAUAGCCGGUUUCGACGAUAUCGAGAGGAUGUUGGAUUACUUGAUGGAGAAUUUCACAGUCGAUGAAAUAUGCUGUAAUAUACACAUCGUACUUUACUCGCGAUCCACGGUCGAGGAACUGUUGGCCGAUCUAAGGAAGAAGUAUUCUCAGAGUACGGAACAUUCCUUCACCAAUAGUCAAUAUUUGGCGCUCUGCCUGUAUAUGCUGGAGAAGGACACUCACUUCACGGGCGAUGGUAUCUGGAGCAAAGGACACAGCGUGCAAAAACGGCCAGUGUCGCAGAAUCAAAGUGCCACAAACAGGACCGACAGUGAUGCAAAUGUUGAUGUUUCAAGUGUCAAGAACAGCAACAAAAUCAAUUCUAAUUUGCACGACAAGAACGGGAUAUCUAUGACGACGAUAUAGUGAGAAAUACAUCGUGUACAUAGAUAUCAAAUGAAUUGAAGGUCACAUUACACCGCAGGAAAGUUUUGUAAAAAGAAAAAAAAUACAGAUGAAAAAGUUUAUACAUGUUAAUUUGUAGAAACUCUUCAUCGACGUUCGUAAAAGUGACCGAAUAUUUGACUGCACACCCCGAAUAACGACCUUGUGGGUCGUUCCGUUUAACAUUUUUCGGGCCACCGACAACAUAGUAAUGUCGCGCGAGUUUUGACGCUCGCAGUCUGUUGACGAUGUAGUAUCAUUGCGAUGUAAUUAAUAUUAACGAUGGAUGAAUAUAUUUGAAUAUAUUUGAAGUAUACGAAAGAGCAAAAAUUCAUAGAAGCAAAAAAUUAAUAGAAAUAUGUCCGAUGGAAAUUUGUCAUCAGAUGACUACGUUAUUGCAUCUUCAAAAGGUAUACAAAAUUUCUUACAAUCAAUUAUAAUAAAUAAUAUUCAAAGUGAAGUUUACAGUUUAUUUCAUCAUGUGGAAAUAAAAAAAUUUGAUAUUUGAUCAAAUUUAAUAUACUCAGAAAAAUUAUAUUUAUAGUCUCAAAGGAUCAAUGUACCUGCGUUUGACGUCUUUAAUUGAUAAAAAAUCAUCUUUAACUUUCUGUAAGAG